Stegastes partitus (bicolor damselfish) is the source of this 2677-nucleotide messenger RNA. RefSeq names its product solute carrier family 9 member A1b (gene slc9a1b). Gene Ontology annotation, molecular function: sodium:proton antiporter activity; potassium:proton antiporter activity. The record is from RefSeq and is a predicted model, not a curated record. NCBI's taxonomy places the organism in Eukaryota, Metazoa, Chordata, Actinopteri, Pomacentridae. Gene Ontology annotation, cellular component: plasma membrane. Gene Ontology annotation, biological process: proton transmembrane transport; potassium ion transmembrane transport; sodium ion import across plasma membrane. The transcript is spliced from 12 exons. Bases 269 to 2515 code for a protein of 748 amino acids.
CCUGCCGGUUGUGAAACCUGUCAGCGAGAGAGUCGUGAUGGAAUAAAGCCUCCUCCCUCUGAUGGCAGCAGCCCGUUUCUCUGCUCCACAAACCGCCGUUUCUUCUCCAGCGAUGCGCAGUUUGAACAUACGAGGAGAGUCUGUGCGUAAAAGUGCGCGCUUCUCCGUGUCGCACCGCGCUCGGCUCCCGUCCUCUCCUCCUCUUCAUCUUCUCCGGGUGUAGAGCUCCCAGCAGCCGCAGCACUUCAAGCCUCCAGACCGGCCGGACAUGGCGGAGCUCCGACCCGCCCGGUGCGGCUCCUCUGCGCGUCUCACGGCCGCGUUUUUGUGCGUUUUUCUGCUCGUUUUCCUCCGCUGCGCCUCCGCGAGUCGUGAUGUUGUUCAUCCAGGCGGAUCCACGCAGGAGGAUUUCCUGCAGCAGCACAGCAACUCCACGGAGCACAGGAAGGCUUUCCCCGUCCUCGCCUUCAACUACGAGCACGUCAGGAAGCCCUUCGAGAUCUCCCUGUGGAUCCUGCUGGCGCUGCUCAUGAAACUUGGUUUCCACAUCAUUCCCAGAGUUUCCCACGUUGUCCCGGAGAGCUGCCUGCUGAUCGUGGUCGGCCUGCUGGUGGGCGGAACCAUCAAAGCCAUGGAGGGAGCCGAGGCCCCGGUGCUCGACUCCAAGCUCUUCUUCCUCUACCUGCUGCCUCCCAUCAUCUUGGACGCCGGCUACUUCCUGCCCAUCCGCCCCUUCACCGAGAACAUGGGCACCAUCCUGGUGUUCGCCGUCCUGGGAACGCUGUGGAACGUGUUCUUCAUGGGCGGGACCAUGUUCGCCGUCUGCCAGAUCGAGGGCGCCGGGCUGGGCGACGUGGACCUGCUGUCCUGCCUGCUGUUCGGCUCCAUCAUAUCGGCCGUGGACCCCGUCGCCGUCCUCGCCGUGUUCGAGGAGAUCCACAUCAACGAGCUGCUGCACAUCCUGGUGUUCGGAGAGUCGCUGCUCAACGACGCCGUCACUGUGGUUCUCUAUCACCUGUUUGAGGAGUUUUCCCACGAAGGGUCCGUUUCCAUCGGCGACGCCCUCCUCGGCGUCGUCUGCUUCUUCGUGGUGUCUCUGGGAGGCAUCAUGGUCGGCUUCAUCUACGGCAUCCUGGGAGCGUUCACCUCCCGCUUCACGUCGCACACUCGGGUCAUCGAGCCGCUCUUCGUCUUCCUCUACAGCUACAUGGCCUACCUGUCGGCCGAGGUCUUCCACCUGUCGGGCAUCAUGUCUUUGAUUGCGUGCGGUGUAAUCAUGCGGCCGUACGUGGAGGCCAACAUCUCCCACAAGUCCUACACCACUGUCAAAUACUUCCUGAAGAUGUGGAGCAGCGUCAGCGAGACGCUCAUCUUCAUCUUCCUCGGCGUCUCCACGGUGGCCGGACCUCACGACUGGAACUGGACCUUCGUCAUCUUCACCGUCUUCCUCUGUCUGGUGUCCAGAGUUCUGGGAGUUAUUGGUCUCACGUCCAUCAUCAAUAAAUUCCGUAUUGUGAAACUGACCAAGAAGGACCAGUUCAUCGUGGCCUACGGCGGCCUGCGAGGCGCCAUCGCCUUCUCGCUGGGCUUCGUGCUGACCGACAGCAAGAUGAAGCACAUGUUCCUCACCGCCAUCAUCACCGUCAUCUUCUUCACUGUGUUCGUGCAGGGAAUGACGAUCAGGCCUCUGGUGGAGCUUCUGGCUGUGAAGAAGAAGAAGGAGAGCAAAGGAUCAAUCAAUGAGGAGAUCCACACACAGUUCCUGGAUCAUCUCCUGACGGGAAUCGAGGACAUCUGUGGUCAUUACGGACAUCAUCACUGGAAGGACAAGCUGAAUCGCUUCAACAAGAAGUACGUGAAGAAGUGUCUGAUCGCCGGCGAGCGCUCCACCGAGCCGCAGCUCAUCUCCUUCUACAACAAGAUGGAGCUGAAACAGGCCAUGAUGCUGGUGGAGAGCGGGAACGCCGCCAAGCUGCCCACCGUCGCGUCCUCCGUCUCCAUGCAAAACAUCCAGCCGAGAGAGCCGCCCCGCCGACGAGUCAUACCGAGCGUCUCCAAGAGCCGUGAGGAGGAGAUCAGGAAGAUCCUGAAAGCGAACCUGCAGAACACGAGGCAGAGGCUUCGCUCGUACAGCCGACACGACCUGAUGAUCGACCCGUUCGAGGACAACGUGAGCGAGGUUCGCCUCAGGAAGCAGCGGGUGGCGAUGGAGAGGAGGAUGAGUCACUACCUCACAGUUCCUGCAAACCGUCAGGAGGCGCCUCCGGUCAGGAAGGUCGGGUUUGAAUCAGAGCAUCAGGUCUUUACGUACGACGACUCUGAGAGUCCCGGAGAUCGAUCUGUUCAGACGAAGCCCAGCUCUGCUGCCGUCAGGCUGCUCAACGAGUCUCCUCAGAGGCCCGAUCAGAGCGACGCCGAGCCCAAACCCAAAGCGCAGGACGACCAGGAGGAGCAGCUGAAGCUUUCACGCUGCCUCAGCGAUCCUGGACCGAACCAGGAGGAGAAGGAGUCCUGAUGAAGCACAUCUACAGCACUUGAAGACUGACGCCGAGCUCUUUGCCUCCACAUGUAGCCUGACGAGGUCAGCCGGUGGAGGGGAGCUGUAGCGAAGCUCGAUAUUUAUCAUUUAAAUCGUUGUUUUUUUGUGAUAUGAGAUUACGCAACUUGUUCUUUUUCA